UGAUGAAAGAACAGCAUGAGAAGUCAGAACUAUGACAAGUUUAACUAAAGAUCUUGACCGACAUAUCAACCAGAGCAGGCCCCUGAUCAGUGAUCGUGUAACACACAAUCUUCCACAUCUCUCUCUCUCUCUCGACAAACAGCCUGUUUCUCAAGCCACUCAAUCAACCAAGAAAGCAAGAAACAAAGAAACUUUAUAUAAACACACACACACACACAGCAAAUGCAGCAAAUUUCAAUGGCUGCUGCAUCAUUAUCUCUGCCAAAACACCCUCUUCUUUCUUCUUUACUUCCUUUUCAAUCCUCCACCAAACCCUCUUCUUCAUUCUCUCAAACAUUCUCGAAAUCAUCACAAUUUCAUGGCCUCAAGCUCUCUCACUCCUCUUCUCUCUCCUCCCCAUCCACUUCAUUCUCUACCAAGACUUCCAUUUUUGCCAAGGUGGAGAAAGGUACAGCGCCCCCACCAUUUCAAUUGAAAGAUCAAAAUGGGAGACUAGUUAGUCUAUCCAAGUACAGAAACAAGCCUGUGGUUGUCUAUUUUUAUCCUGCUGAUGAAUCCCCUGGCUGCACCAAACAGGCCUGUUCUUUCAGAGACUCGUAUGAAAAUUUUAAGAAAGCAGGAGCUGAAGUAAUUGGGAUAAGUGGUGAUGAUCCAGAAUCACACAAGGAGUUUGCAAAGAAAUACAGACUUCCGUAUGUGUUGCUGAGUGAUGAAGGGGACGAAGUUAGAAAAGAAUGGGGCGUGCCAUCUGAUCUUUUUGGUGCAUUGCCCGGAAGGCAAACCUAUGUCCUAGACAAAAUUGGAAAGGUUCAGCUCAUCUACAAUAAUCAGUUUCAACCAGAAAAACAUAUCGAUGAGACCUUGAAGCUGCUUGAAAGUCUUUGAACCUCUUUUAUCAUUAACUCUUCUGGUGGUAGGUAAUUGUUUUGUAAUGUACAAGAUUUGUGAUAUGGAGCUUCUAUAUAGUUACAAUCAGUAACAUGGAUUGAUAUGCAGAGUACAAAUACAGAGUACAAAUACCGCAUGGUAUAUUUUUAUUUGUGUUCAAAAGUAGGAGAAACAUUAUCCUCAACUUC
This is a messenger RNA of Daucus carota subsp. sativus, 1076 nucleotides long. Its product is annotated as peroxiredoxin Q, chloroplastic. Gene Ontology annotation, biological process: cellular response to oxidative stress; cell redox homeostasis. NCBI's taxonomy places the organism in Eukaryota, Viridiplantae, Streptophyta, Magnoliopsida, Apiales, Apiaceae. The transcript has 4 exons. Gene Ontology annotation, molecular function: thioredoxin peroxidase activity. The record is from RefSeq and is a predicted model, not a curated record. Bases 223 to 885 code for a protein of 220 amino acids. Gene Ontology annotation, cellular component: chloroplast thylakoid membrane; cytoplasm.